AUGUCCGAUCAAGAUCUGCAACAGAAUCGUCCUAACAAGCGUGCAAAGCUCGUCUCAGAUGCCUCUUCUCUGCUCUCUAACCACUCGGACUUUGUUCCUCUUGUGCGUUGGUCUUGUGUUGUGAGCACUAAUGAUGCAAACGUCUACAAGAUAUUACAAAAAGGCAACAAAUUUGCUGACGCUGAAAUUUUGUCGUUCAAUCUGAAUGCUGGUAGGUUUCAUGUUGGACUGAGAGUCUCAUCGUUCAAGGCCAUCGUCAAUGUCGAAGUCCCAAGUAAAGACCCUAGAGCCGAAACGUUGCUCAGCGAUUGUCUCAUCCUGCGCACGAAUGCAGGAGGUCGCAAGAGCAGCCCUACCACACCACUGGCACAGUACGAAGCAAAGUUGACCCUAGAAGAGUCGUUGUUGGUCCUUCAUGUCGACCUAUCUUGGCACGAUUCCGUUCACGCACGAGAGAAGGUCGAUACAAAUUUCCGCGGUCUUCUCAGGAAGCACUGCUCUAUCGUCGACUCUGCUGCAGGUCUAGAUGCGACUCCUUGGGAUGUGAAAGAGUUCUACGACAAUGUUCAUGUUCCAGUACAGCAAGAUCCACUACGUCUCGACACCGUUCAGUGCACACUGUAUCCUUUUCAGAAUCGCGCAGUUCAUUGGAUGUUGAACAGGGAGGGCGUCAAGGCUUUGCCAUCUGGUCAGAUCGUAAGAAGCACAGAUGCGAAGUCUACUCUGCCUCUCGACUUUGAGCAGGUCACCGAUGCCGACGGCUCGACGUGCUACAUCAGCCAUGCGCUCGCCGUUGUAUCUUCCUCCCGGUCGGAUGUCAUGGAGCAGUAUGGUACUAUCAAAGGAGGAAUCCUAGCUGAAGCAAUGGGGUUGGGCAAGACGGUGGAAAUGAUCGCACUUAUGUGUUCGCACUCGAGGGACAAGACACCAAUCGAGCCGUGGAAUUCAGAAGCACUGGUUGAGACUAACGCCACUCUCAUCAUUACACCUCCCACAAUCUUAGAACAAUGGAAGCAGGAACUUCGAGAACAUGCUCCAUCUCUGCGUGUGUUUCACUAUGCAGGUAUCAAAAGUAGCUCAAAGCGCAAGGACGAUAUUGUACGAGUUUUAGCUGAACAAGAUGUCGUGCUUACUACCUAUAGCGUCAUCGCCUCCGAAAUACAUUAUGUCCAGGAAGCAUCAGAUCGAAAUCUUCGGAGUAGACCUCGCAGAACACCUCCGAAAAGCCCGCUUACACAGUUGUUGUGGUGGCGCUGUCUGCUCGACGAGGCGCAGAUGGUCGAAAGCGGUGUCUCCAAUGCUGCUAUUGUAGCUAGGCUCAUUCCACGUGUCAAUGCUUGGGCCGUUACUGGCACACCCCUCAAACAGAGUCAUCGAGACCUGUACGGGCUCAUGCUGUUCCUCAAGUAUGAACCCUGGUGUAAAUCGACUCGCUUAUGGGACCAUCUUGUCUUCUACUAUCGCCCGCUGUUUCGGGAAUUCAUUGGCGCAACCGCAUUGCGCCACAGUAAAGACUUGGUGCGGGACGAGUUACGGAUUCCGCCACAAUCGAGACAAGUCGUUACGAUACCUUUUACUGCAGUCGAAGAGUCGCACUAUGCACAAAUGCAUUACGACAUGCAGCAAGCCGUUGGACUGGACGCUUCCGGAGCACCUCUGAAUGGGGAAUGGAGUCCUAACGAUCCCGUUACAAUCGAAAGCAUGAGAACUUGGCUGCAGCGGUUAAGGCAAACCUGCUUGCAUCCAGAAAUAGGAGGUCGUAACAGGAAGGCUUUAGGAAAGAGAGGUGGAGGUCCACUACGUACUGUCGCGCAGGUGUUGGAAGUCAUGAUCGAGCAGAACGACGCCAUACUCCACACCGAAAAAAGGAAUAUGCUUGUUGCAAGAGCUGAUCGAGCCCGAAUUCUGGAACAUGCCAGAGAAUCACAGGCCGCCCAAGACAUCUUCAAGGAAUGCUACGCUGAAGCAAGUACCUUCGUAGAGAGUUGUCGCGAUGAUCUGCGUAGAGAGCUUGAUAAGGCUAAAAUACGACGAAGAAAUAAUAAGUCGUCCGUGGCGGACAGCGAAACCGAAGAAGACGAGGAUCCGGACGCCUCGCUAACUACUGCUCGUCAACGAUUGCGAUCUGCACUAGAGGUCCAGCAUGUUUGCGCGUUUUUCAUCGGCAACACAUUCUACCAACUUAAGCAGAAACUAGAGCUUGAACUUGUCUCUGUGCUGUCUGACUCACAACCAGACAUAGACAAAGAGAGUGCAGGUCCGGCGAAUAACGUUCCAUCCGACACCACAAUAUCCGCCCCAUCAACCGAGUCCCAGACGGCCCCUGAGGAGGUUGCACAGAAAGCCGCUGUUGAGGAGCUAGAGAGGCUUGAGGCCGAAGCUUAUGAAGACGCUAAACAUAUACGUAAAGAAUUGCUGACAGAAGCUCGAGUCAAAGCUCAAAAACGAGUCAGGACUAUCAGGGCAAAGAAGCAGGACUCCGGGCUUGUUGUUGUACCAAAGCUAAAAUAUUCAGAGGACGAUCAUGGUGGUAUUGAGAGUCGAAAGGUCUUCGAGAAACUCUACCAUUAUUGUAUAGCCAUGAACGAUCACGCAGACAAGUUUGCGGAGAUUCGAUCAAGGAUGACCGAUAUGUUGUGUCAGACAUUAGUCGAUGAAGAGGAUGGCGUUGAGCUCACAGGUGAAGAGUACGAGGAUUCCACCAAGCAUCAGGAUGAGAUGUACGUAAUCAUGGAAAUGCUCAGAGCAUUAUUCGCCGAUCGUAACGAUGCAAUUACCGGGCAGGAAAACCUACUUCUCAAGCAAGAGACCAAGCAGUUCCUGCGGACUGCUAAGGAAGGUGAGGGUCCAGCUCCCGAAUUGAUGAUCAAGCUACUAGCCGAACGAGCAAAAAUUCGCAUAGACCCGUUGCAGCACGGGUCGCUUCGAGGUAUUUUGACCGAGCUUCGAUCUCUAGCUAGUGCUCUCGAGUGGCAGGAAAGCACGAGUGCAAGAGCUCGGGCAGAACUGGUCAUCGUCAACGAUCUCCUUAAAUAUGUACAGAAACUUCACGCCGAACAGACGAGAGCCAUGAGCAUGUUAGAACAAGAGGUCAAUCUUUACCGGGACACAAUGAAUGCUCGCCUUGACUAUUAUCGAGCUCUACAAGUGAUAUCUGACAUGGUCGCACCUAUUGGAGACGACGAUAGUGUAGGUCAAUCUGCCAAUCAGAUAUUGAUCAAUCGUGCAAGAGAAGCGGAAGAUAUUGCCGCGAAAAAGCUUUCGGUGAUUCUGGCCAAGCGACGUUAUCUGCUAAAUCUGAAGGGUGAACAAGAGGACGAAGAGCAAGUUAAGAUCUGCACUAUUUGCCAAUUCGAGUUUGAGAUAGGCACUCUCACAGUCUGUGGACAUCAAUUCUGCAAAGAGUGUAUUCAGAUGUGGUGGUCUGAACAUCGCAACUGUCCGGUUUGCAAGCGGCGCCUUCAGCUCGCUGACUUCUUUGAUGUCACGUACAAACUGGUUGAGGCAGUCAAAGAUCCGGAGGAUUCACUCCACGAACGAGAAGCUUCCACGGAAGUGAGUCCAUCGGUGCCGAAUGCGAUAUACGCUACAAUGUCACCCUCGGUGCUGCAACAGAUCCAAUCGAUCGACCUGCGUGGUUCGUCUUACGGCUCCAAAGUUGAUACUCUCGUUAGGCAUAUUCUGUACCUUCGCAGAUCUGAUCCCGGUAGCAAGACAAUCGUCUUUUCACAAUAUCGAGAUUUCCUGGAAGUCUUGUCUCGUUCUAUGCGAGACAAUUCUAUCAUCCACUCCAAAUUCGACGAUAAGGACGGCAUUCUCGAUUUCAAGACUAAUCCAGCAAAUGAGUGUUUCCUCCUCCAUGCCAAAGCUCACGCUGCUGGACUGAACCUAGUAUGUGCCAAUCAUGUCGUUCUUUGCGAACCGCUGAUCAAUACGGCGAUCGAGCUGCAGGCUGUCGCGCGUGUACACCGGAUCGGACAACUACGCGCGACAUAUAUCUGGAUGUAUCUCAUUGAGGGAACUGUUGAAGAAGCCAUCUACGAUAUCUCGGUCAAGAGAAGACUCGCCCACAUGGACAGCAGAAGUCGUGACGUGUCGCGAGCCACUACGCCUAGUCGUGAUCACGGCGAGAUCGCAAUUGAAACAGCAAACGCGAAAGAGCUGCAGGCAGCAGACUUGAGCAAGAUGUUUGCGGCUGGCAAGACUGGUGGUGAGAUGGUUGACAAGGAGGAUUUAUGGUCUUGCUUGUUUGGAAAUGCUGGUAAAACACGGUAUGGGAACGACAGAAACAGGCCAAGCAGAGGGCUGGCCGAUCUAGGUAUUGGUGCUGGGGCUGACAACACAGUCGUGGGUGCUAGCAGUGAGUUUGGGAGGUUUUUGAGGGCCGAUGCUGCAGAGACAAGAAUCACGGGAUGA
Lithohypha guttulata is the source of this 4416-nucleotide messenger RNA. RefSeq lists its product as uncharacterized. The coding region runs from base 1 to 4416 and encodes 1471 amino acids. Gene Ontology annotation, cellular component: nucleus. Gene Ontology annotation, biological process: protein polyubiquitination; DNA damage response. The record is from RefSeq and is a predicted model, not a curated record. The transcript has a single exon. NCBI's taxonomy places the organism in Eukaryota, Fungi, Ascomycota, Eurotiomycetes, Chaetothyriales, Trichomeriaceae. Gene Ontology annotation, molecular function: ATP-dependent chromatin remodeler activity; ubiquitin protein ligase activity; ATP binding.